Molecule: messenger RNA, 1314 nt
Organism: Acanthamoeba castellanii str. Neff
Lineage: Eukaryota; Discosea; Longamoebia; Acanthamoebidae
Product: cytochrome p450 superfamily protein
Exons: 11
Coding region: 1-1314 (437 amino acids)
Molecular function (GO): iron ion binding; oxidoreductase activity, acting on paired donors, with incorporation or reduction of molecular oxygen; heme binding
Source: RefSeq, a predicted model, not a curated record
AUGUCGUUGAUGCUGGUGGCGCUCACGGCCGAGGGACAGCCUCCCCAGGCUGGACCCAACGUGCCGUAUGGCAACGUGUUCAGCGUCAAGCUGGGCGGUCUGCGCCAGGUGGUGCUUCUGGGACCCGAGUACCCCAAGCUCUUCUUCAAGUCCGGCGACGACACCCUCUCCUUCAACGACGCCCUCAAGGCACGCCGCGCGGUGAACUUCCACCUGUUCCUGGACAACAAGACGUUCGAGUACCCGAUCCACAUCACCCUCAUCAAGCAGAAGUUUACGCCCAACAUGCGCAACUGGACCCCGCUCAUCGCCGAGGUGAUCGAGCCGGCCUACGUCGACGGACUCCUCCGCAACCUCGGCGGACCCUACUACCGCGGCGCCCGCAAGGGAACGAUGGUGGUCGAGAUCGAGCGGAUGAUGUACCAGAUCGUGGGCCGGUCGUCGGCGCGUUGCAUCUGCGGCGACGAGGGCUACGACAACCAGGAGCUCAUCGACACCUUCAUCAACUUUGACAAGGACGCCACCGAGAUGAUCGGCCUCUCGACUCUCCUGCCCCGGUUCUUGGGCGGACGUGUAAAGGAGCACUAUGCGGUGAUGAUGAAGCAUCUGCUGCCGGUGGUCAAGAAGCGCAGGGCGGCCAAGGACACCAGCCAGAAGGUCGACUUCUUGAGCUACCUCCUCGAGGCCCCCGAUGUCGAUGGCUCGCCCUUGACCGACGAGUGGAUCGUGACCCGAUUGGGCGUUAUGAUCUGGGCCUCGCUCACCACCACUGCUGGUGCGCUGACCCAGACCCUGCUGGACAUCUUCUCUCGCCCCGAGAUCAGGGAGAAGGUGCUGGAGGAGCAGAACAGGGUGUUGGGCGACAGCAAGACCGUGGAUCACGAUCACGUCAAGCAGAUGGAUUACCUCGACGCCUGCAUACGCGAGUCCCUCCGGACCACCUCCUUCCUGCGCUGGCGAAUGAAGGACAUGCAAGCCGGCCAGUACUCCAUCCAGAAGGGCACGAUGGUGGCUCUCUCGGCCUACGUGGCGCACCACGACAAGACCCUGUGGGGCGAGGACACCGAGUCGUUCAAGCCGGAGCGCUUCAUCUCCGAGACGCAGCCGCUCUACGCGUUCCUCCCCUUCGGCUCGGGCCAGCACGCGUGCCCGGGCCGCUUCUUCGCCCUCCACGAGAUCAAGACCAUCCUCUCGCUCCUCAUGCGCACCUACGACAUCGACAUCCCCGGCGGGCGGCCCAAGCUCGUCUGGCUGGUCAACCGCGUCACCGCCGAGAAGGACCCCGUCAUCUUCAUGAAGAAGGCGGCCGCCUAG